AGUGGCUAGCACCCCUUAUGAUUGGCGGAAGGGAAAAGAGGAAGAGAACCGCGGUGUAGGUACUUCGCCCGGUCGAGAGAGAGAGAGAGGGAGAGGGAGAGGGAGAGGGAGAGCGAUCCAGUCAAUGGAGACCCACUCCUCCUCUGCCUCCGGUGGCGGAGUGGCACGGGUGGCCAGCAGCAGCAGCCUCGGCGGGGGUGGGGGCCGCGCCGUGAAGGUGAUCCCGCUGCAGGACCCGGCGCCGCCCUCCCCCUACCUGCAGUCGGCUGCGCUCGCCUCACGGUGGGCGGAAAAGGUCCGGGGCAUGUCGGCCCUCGCGUGGCUGGAGCUCCUCCUCCCCUGCUCCCGGUGGAUACGGACGUACCGGUGGCGGGAGUCCCUCCAGGCCGACCUGAUGGCUGGCAUCACCGUCGGCGUCAUGCUCGUCCCUCAGGCCAUGUCGUACGCCAAGUUAGCAGGCCUUCAGCCAAUCUACGGGCUCUAUGGAGGCUUCGUCCCGGUACUCGUGUACGCCGUUUUCGGGUCUUCGCGGCAGCUCGCGGUCGGCCCCGUGGCUUUGACCUCUCUCCUGGUGUCCAAUGUUCUCAGCCCCAUCGUCGACUCUUCCGACGAGCUGUACACGGAGCUAGCAAUUCUGCUGGCUCUCAUGGUUGGCAUAUUGGAAUGCCUAAUGGGCUUGUUCCGGCUUGGGUGGAUUAUUCGUUUUGUUAGUCACUCUGUGAUAUCAGGCUUCACCACUGCUUCAGCCAUUGUAAUUGCAUUAUCUCAGUCCAAAUACUUCCUGGGAUACAGCAUAGUUCGCAGCAGCAAAAUAAUACCACUAGUCAAGAGCAUAAUUGCUGGAGCAGAUGAUUUCUCAUGGCCCCCCUUUGUGAUGGGAUCUAUUUUUCUCACUGUUCUUCUUACAAUGAAGCACCUGGGAAAAUCAAAUAAGAAUUUAAGGGGUGUCAGAGCAGCUGGACCCCUUACAGCAGUUGUUCUUGGCACAAUUUUUGUCAAAAUAUUUCAUCCAUCUUCAAUUUCGGUGGUAGGUGAAAUACCUCAAGGCCUUCCAAAGUUCUCCAUCCCUAGAGGAUUUGAGCAUGUGAAAUCUCUAAUUUCAACAGCAUUUCUCAUUACUGGUGUGGCCAUUUUGGAAUCUGUGGGUAUUGCCAAAGCUUUGGCUGCAAAAAAUGGAUAUGAAUUGGACUCGAAUCAAGAGUUAUUUGGUCUUGGUGUGGCGAAUAUUUGUGGUUCAUUCUUCUCAUCAUACCCUUCAACUGGUUCUUUUUCAAGGUCAGCUGUAAAUAAUGAGAGUGGAGCUCGAACUGGGCUAUCUGGAAUUAUAAUGGGAAUUAUAAUGGCAUGUGCUCUUUUGUUUCUGACACCACUUUUCACUGAAAUACCUCAGUGUGCUCUGGCUGCCAUCGUGAUAUCUGCUGUCAUGGGCUUGGUGGAUUAUGAAGAAGCUAUUUUCUUGUGGUGUCUAGAUAAGAAGGAUUUCCUUCUAUGGACCAUUACUUUCAUUACAACAUUAUUCUUUGGCAUUGAGAUAGGUGUUCUUAUUGGGGUCGGCGUCUCACUUGCAUUUGUCAUCCAUGAAUCAGCAAAUCCUCACAUAGCUGUACUGGGACGUCUUCCUGGAACCACUGUAUAUAGAAACAUUCUGCAGUAUCCUGAAGCAUACACAUACAAUGGAAUAGUUAUUAUCCGAAUCGAUUCACCAAUCUAUUUUGCAAACAUAAGUUACAUUAAAGACAGAUUACGUGAAUAUGAACUCGAUCUUGAUGGUAGCACAAAACGUGGGCCAGAUGUUGGAAGAAUAUACUUUGUUAUCAUUGAAAUGUCACCUGUUACAUACAUCGACUCUAGUGCAGUUCAAGCUCUAAAGGACUUGAAUCAAGAGUACAGAUCACGAGGCAUACAGAUCGCCAUUGCCAACCCUAAUCGGGAGGUCCAUCUACUGCUCUCAAGGUCCAAUCUCAUAGAGAUGAUUGGCAAAGAAUAUUUCUUUGUGAGGGUGCAUGAUGCGUUACAGGUCUGCCUUCAACAUGUGCAAAGCCUGAAUCCAUCAUCACCUAAGGUAUCAUCAGGCCACACUCCGCCGAGGACGCGUAGCUUUCUGCAGAGUAUAUGGAAACAAGGUUCAGAUGGUUCCACCCCUGAAGUGGAACCACUGUUGCCCCGUAAUGAAGUUUAAAUUGCUUUUCCAGGUAUUUGUUGCGAAUCCAAAUGCUUGAUUUGGAUUUGCAUUUGAGUUUAUUGUGUGGAUGAUUUAUCUCUGUAUCAUGGCUGUCUCCCUCCGAUUCAAACCCAUAUAUUUUUCUUGUAUACGGAGUAGGUAACAGCAUAGUCCAUUCCAUUGAUCA
Messenger RNA from Musa acuminata subsp. malaccensis (wild Malaysian banana), 2348 nucleotides. RefSeq names its product sulfate transporter 4.1, chloroplastic. Gene Ontology annotation, molecular function: secondary active sulfate transmembrane transporter activity. Lineage: Eukaryota; Viridiplantae; Streptophyta; Magnoliopsida; Zingiberales; Musaceae. Gene Ontology annotation, cellular component: plasma membrane. Gene Ontology annotation, biological process: transmembrane transport. The record is from RefSeq and is a predicted model, not a curated record.